Molecule: messenger RNA, 1296 nt
Organism: Prorocentrum cordatum
Lineage: Eukaryota; Dinophyceae; Prorocentrales; Prorocentraceae
Source: the annotation of a GenBank genome assembly
AUGAGUCACAACGAGCGCCGCGCAAGCACGUGUCACUUUCCGUUCCGUUCGUGGUCUCUCCCAGGAAGUCAGGGAAACAUGUCGCUGACGAGUACGCAGUGGAUGCUCCAGAAAGUUACUGUCUGGCCAGCCUCCCGCAGCUCUUUCGUGACUAACAUGGUGCUCUGGGUGACCCUCUCCGCGCUGAGCCAGGUCAUGUUUGCUCCGUUCUGCACCGUGCUCGCAAGGGAGUUCCGCAUGAUGUGCAUCCUGCUGUUGGCCUUCUUCCAGGUGGGGAUCCACAGGGUGCCCCUCCAUGGUCCGCACAGGGCGGGCCCCGGAUCCCCCACCAUGGAGCGCGUGCCGCCCGAGCAGCCGCACGCCCGCCCCGACACGGCCGGGGAGGCCGAGGGCCCGGCGGGGCACCACGCGGGGCGGCCGGCGUCCGAGGGGCGUGCCCUCGAGCGCGCGCACUCGGGCGCCCUCGCCCCCGGGGCCUGGAGGGUCUCCGAGACGAUGCAGGCCUGUGCCAGGUUCGGGCACGUGGACAAGGCCUUGGAGCUGUUUGACCAUAUGCUGGAGAAGGGCGUCGCUGUCGAUGCGCGUCUCGUCGGCAAGGCGACGUGCGACAGGUUCUUCGUACUCGUCGCGAACAACCUCGACGCCUCGCGAAUGCGGAGGGACGGCCUGCGACUUUUUGACUUAGCUCAGGCUCACGGGAUCGCGCCGUCAACCGUCGUGCAGAACCGAUUUGUCAUUGCGUGGAAGAGCAAGCUUCCGAAGAGUGCCCUGAGAUAUCUACUGCAGCUCAAGAGUACGGGUUGCUUGAUCAGUCGACUUGCGUACUUCGCCAUUGUGCUGUCCAGCGAGAAGGACGAUCCGCAUCUUGUUGUCGAGACGUUUGAGGAGAUGGAGACAUUAGGCAUCAAGGCCGAUAAGGUGGCGUUCAAUGCAGUGUUGCGCGCCUGCACUAGCAUGAGUUUGAUCAACGAGGCGCGACACUUGUUCAUGGAGAUGGCCGACCGCGGGCUGACGCCUGAUGGAAAAACGUACGCCGUCAUGGUUAGGGGCUACGCGCUCAAUAACCAGUGGAAGGAUGCAGUUACCCUGUUCGAGACGAUGCGGGAGGAGCGCUUCAAACCCGACAGACACACAUAUCACCACGCAAUAUGUUCUUGCAUCAGCCUCCAGCGUAUUCAAUACGCCGUGGAACUCUACAACGACAUGAUUCAGGCGAAUCUUGCACCCUGCAGCACCACAUGCGAAUACUUGAGGGCAGGGUACGAAGCAUACGGUUGGAGCCAUAGAGCAAACUAG